Eleginops maclovinus (Patagonian blennie) is the source of this 3009-nucleotide messenger RNA. Its product is annotated as regulator of G-protein signaling 5-like. The coding region runs from base 121 to 672 and encodes 183 amino acids. The record is from RefSeq and is a predicted model, not a curated record. The transcript has 5 exons. Lineage: Eukaryota; Metazoa; Chordata; Actinopteri; Perciformes; Eleginopidae.
CCAUAUAAAACUCCCCAUGAGCUGAAAACCAGACACAGACAGCAAAAAACAAUCUAAGACUAACAGGAGCUAACAGAAAGAUCGAAUUUACCUUAAUACUGCAACUGAGAGCGCCGGAAAAUGUGUAAAGGAUUAGCUGCCUUGCCCCAAACCUGCCUGGAGAGGGCGAAGGAGAUCAAGUCAAAAUUGGGCGUUUUACUGCAGAAGCCGGAAAAUGCCAUUGACCUCAUCAUCCCCUACCCUGAGAAGACUGAGAAGAAGCCGGAGAAGCAGCAGAAGCCGACUCCUGAUGAGGCUGCUCAGUGGCGUGAGGGUCUGGACAGAGUCCUGAACAACAGCUAUGGUCUUUCUGCUUUCCGCAGCUUCCUCCAGUCUGAGUUCAGUGAUGAGAACAUCGAGUUCUGGGUGACCUGCGAGGAAUUCAAGAAGAUCAAGAACCCCGUGAAGAUGGCAGCCAAGGCUAAGAAGAUUUAUGAAGACUUCAUCCAGUCUGAGGGGCCAAGAGAGGUGAAUAUUGACCACUUCACCAAGGAUGUGACACUGAGAAACCUGGUUUCUCUGUCCCCUGCGACCUUUGACCUGGCCCAGAAGAGGAUUUUUGCCCUGAUGGAGAAAGACUCCUUCGGGCGUUUCCUCCGCUCUGAGCAGUACCAGGAGCUCCUGGUCAACUAAGCUGGAGGAGUUCAUGUAGGUUGGGGGUGUUGGGUUUCAAACAGCAGUCAGUUAACAUUGAAAUAAUUAGAAAAACAUUUGUUGGAUUAAAUACGUUUAAUCUUCUACUAUUUGUAGCUACAAUUGAAACCUCUAACUUGGAAAAAAAAAGUUAAAAACUAUCAUUAAUUUUCCAAAUUAUAAUUUGAGUGUAACUAAAGGGAGAGACUGCAUUUUGUAAUUACCCAACCUCCCCAAUUUACACACACACACACACACACACACACACACACACACACACACACACAUACACACGCAUGUUUUUGAACUUCUAUGGUAGUUUGGAGCUUCCAUUUAAUUCAACAAUUAAUCCCAAACUUCGCAAAGAAGUGAGGGUCUCCCAAAUUCAACAAGCUGGUCCAAAUCCUGAUUGGUUCUCACACUAAGGAAGAAGUACAAGAGCAUCCACAUCAACAGACUCAGACCCCCAUCCAAACAGACACCAAUGUGUUUCUAUAAGGACCACAAAAGUCAGUUCUCCAAUUUUUGGAUACAUGCUCAAACUUUUCUAAUUCGAUUAUCCCUUGUUUUACUAUCACUUGUUCCCCAACGUGUAGAUGAAGCUUUGCUAGACUUGACAGAUAUGAGUUUGGCUUUGUUGACUGUCAUGCAUUCUGUAGAAUACUCCAAAGACUUUAUGAUAUCGAGUCUAAAUGCUGAGCAGUAAGUGAUCAUUUUGGUGAUCUAUUUCAAAAUUCAACUGACAAAAUUAAACAUUAAUUUUAUUCGACUCAAAUUUCAGUUUGUGUCAUGUCUUUAGUAUAACACUCACCCAUGCCUUCAAAUGUCUUAAAGUCAAACUGAUGUUAAGUGUUGCAUUAAAUGUUUCCCAAAGAAAAAGGAAAAUAAGGGGCACAUUGUAAAAAAAUCCAAAUAAUAUAUAUAUACAUUCUAAAAUAUAUAUUAUUUUGCCACAGACCUAAACAUCUUACUCAUACAGACAUCAGAACAUAUUGUAUUUCCCCCAAAAGAUAUUGUGCCUUUUCAAGAGGAAAGCAUCUGGAAACCCUUCAUAUACAUAGAGUUACACAUUUGGCUGUUUUGAAUAAAUGAACACAUUAAAUCAUUUCCAACAACAACCCACUAUUUUGUCAUUUCAUUUAAAGACAUUUUAACAUAGACUCUCUUCUCAUACCAGUGCAUUAAUUACAAUUAUGACAUAACUUAGUUUUUGUCUCUUUCACACUCUUACACUCACAUAGACAUAGGGUAAGGUCAGAUUGUCACCACACUCCCCUUUUGGUUGCGAUGCAUCCUGUGAGAGACAUCCUUGAGAACAGUGCUGGCUAGUUGGCUCAGUGGUUGAGCUCCUUGGCUACCACUAAAUGCAUGUUGCUAAGAUGGGAAAAUCAAGUAGGAGGGAAUCUAAAAAGAAAAAGGGAAGAGAGCAGCGGUUUUAACAAAGAAAAGUCCUUUUCCCAUGCGAUAAUGUCAAAUAUGUAUGCAAGCAUGCAGAGUCACUGACAACACCUUAUCUCAGUGAUAAUACAAGGGAAAAACAUGGGGGACUGAAAUUGCAGAUUUUCAGCACUGGUUAUUGUAACAGACUAAAUGUAGAUCUAAAGUUAUAAAUAAAAACGAUAGGGAGUUAUUUCAAUGAUACAAGUAUACAAAACAUAGUCACAGUUCAUAAAACUGACUUCAUAUGUACUUCUCACUUUUGUUAUUUCAAAGGUUAACACUUUAAAAACACAAGUUAUUACUCACCUCAUGCUGUAAGAAAACACUGGUAUUCACAUACAUUUCACCAAGCUGAGACGUAUACGGAUGUGAUGGUGGGUUUGGUGUUGGAGUGCAAUGAUUGGGUGUCCUAAAUGUUAUCAUUACAGUAAUUGAAUGUAGCGUUCACAAAGUGUGAUUAUAUUUACUCUCUAAUGCUUUUUCAUAUAAACAAAAGCAUUAUGUCUUAACCAUCACAAAUAUAUGUUUUCUAGAUAUUCAGCCUUUUGUAAGUCCGUAUUGUUUAUUUUUUAAUGCAACUAUUCAAAAUCAAGCUCAACUGAUGAGAAAAAAUGGAUUAAUCGGAUUUUUUUCAUUUUUUCAAUUUAUGAAUUAUAUUUUUAAAUGUUCUACCUAAAAGGGCAUUGGAAAUACCAACGGUAUACAGCAAAAUUAGUAUUGACAAUGGUUUAUUAUGGCACAGAUUAGCCAGUCUGGUGUCGUUACCUUAUGCCUCAUACAGGUUAAUGUUUCAGAAAAAUCAAUACGGGCUUUGACAAUGCUGAGUAUGUAUUAUUUGAUGUUGCCUUGCAUGUAAUUGCUGUAGUCAUCCACAUAAAAAGAAAUAUAUGCAUUCAA